AUGGAGCUCGACACUGGAGCAGCAGUAUCGGUCAUGUCACAUUAUCAGGCUAAAGUGUUCUUUCCUGGUGUUCAUUUGCAACCAACAAAGAUGCAACUGAAGACGUACACAGGGGACAGCGUAAAACCUGUAGCAGUAAUGGACGUGCUGGUCCGCCACAAUAACCAACAGGCACGAUUGCCACUUUACAUUGUUCCGCAAGGCAGCAUACCGCUCUUAGGUCGCAACUGGCUACAGCAUAUCAGGCUAGACUGGGGUAGCAUUGGAGGUCUUUGCAAGGUGUCCGCUGCGUCAGGCAGUCCACCUGCAGCACCGGAAAUGCUGCUACGGAAAAACGAAGACCUGUUUAAGGAUGAGUUAAGGACCAUACAAGGAGAGCAGGCAAGCCUCCAGUUUACGGAUGACAAAGGGCCUCGAUUUCUAAAAGCACGGAGUGUGCCUUUCGCUCUUGUGAAAAGGGUACAGGCUGAGUUGGAAAAGCUCGAGAAGUUGCGAAUCAUUUCUCAUGUCGCCAGUAGCAAGUAUGCUACGCCAAUUGUUCCCGUGGUAAAGCGCGACGGGUCAGUUAGAAUCUGUGGAGAUUGCGAACUCACGCUGAACCCGAUCCUAGAUGUCGAGACGUACCCGCUUCCAAAGCUGGAUGAGCUUUUGGGAGCAUUAACGGGAGGUCAGAAAUUCACCAAAAUUGAUUUAGGUCGGGCUUAUCAUCAAGUCGAGAUGGUCGAGGAACCCAAAGCCUACCUGACAUUGAACACGCCCAGAGGCUUGUAUGUUGUUAACCGCUUGCCUUUCGGCAUCGCCUCAGCGCCGGCGACCUUUCAGAAGAUUGUGCAUAAUGUUCUGAAGGUCGUUGACGGAGUUACUUGUUACAUCGAUGACAUCAUGGUCACCGGAAAGACUGAACAGAAGCACCUGAAGAAUUCGGACGCGGUAUUAAUACGGUAA
Messenger RNA from Dermacentor andersoni, 945 nucleotides. The record is from RefSeq and is a predicted model, not a curated record. NCBI's taxonomy places the organism in Eukaryota, Metazoa, Arthropoda, Arachnida, Ixodida, Ixodidae.